Dracunculus medinensis (Guinea worm) is the source of this 387-nucleotide messenger RNA. Lineage: Eukaryota; Metazoa; Nematoda; Chromadorea; Rhabditida; Dracunculidae. The record is from the annotation of a GenBank genome assembly.
AUGGUAUCUGCACAAAGAAGAGGAAGAAGUUGGGGAGAUGGUGGCAAUAGGCGUUCUUAUGGUGAACUCGGUUAUUUUUCUCACAAAUGUGAAAAUGAUAUCAUAUGUAAUACUGUGAUUGACAAAGUACCAUAUUUCAAUGCACCGGUUUAUUUUGAAAAUAAAGAACAAAUUGGAAAAGUGGAUGAAAUUUUCGGAAAAGAAGGCGAACAUGGCUUUUCAGUAAAAUUGGAUAGUGGUUUACAACCUUCCUCUUUCACAGUGGGGCAAAAGAUAUAUAUUAAUACUCAAAAGCUUUUAAGUUAUGAUAGAAUUGAUCAGCCUCGGGGUAGAGGUGGAAAUCGAGGAGGAAUCAUUCGUUCCAUAAUGUUUUUGUGUAUAUUUUGA